AUGGAUCCCUCUCGCGAAGAUGCCAUUCACCACGAGCGCCAUGUAAAGAUCAUUUGCAUUGGUGCUGGUGCCUCGGGACUCUGUCUCGCAUACAAACUGCAGCGGUCCUUUAGCAACUAUUCUCUCACAGUAUGCGCUCCUCGAUCCUGCCCCUUAUACGUGAUUCAAGUUUCUCAUAGAUGUUUUUGUCUACAGAUUUACGAAAAGAACCCCGACGUCUCCGGCACAUGGUACGAAAACCGCUAUCCCGGCUGUGCCUGCGACGUGCCCUCGCACAACUACGUCUACUCGUUCGAGCCCAAGGCCGACUGGUCCUCCGUGUACGCCGGCUCGCGCGAGAUCCGCAGCUACUUCGCGGACUUUGCUAAGAAGUACAAUCUAGCCCCGUACAUCCGGCUCUCGCAUCUCGUCACCCACACUCAAUGGGACGCCGAGAAAGGCCAAUGGAACGUACAGACUCGGGACCUUGAAUCCGGCGAGACAGUGUCCGACUGGUGUCAUAUCCUCGUGCAUGCCACGGGGUAUCUGAACAACCCAGCCUGGCCGGAUGUGCCGGGGCUGGAUGACUAUCGGGGCACUAAGCUGCACAGCGCGGAUUACGACGAUAGUGUGUCUCUAGCAGGUCGUGAUGUGCUUCUCAUCGGGGGCGGUUCGUCCGCAGUGCAGAUUCUUCCGGCGAUUCAGCCGAUCGCGAAGAGCGUGAAGAUCUUCAUCCGGUCGCCGGUGUGGGUGUUGCCGGAUAUUAGCACCGAGGCGGGAACGUUCUCAAAGGAGCAGAUUGAGCAGUUUGUGAAGGACCCGGCGAGCGUGUUGAAGUUGAGGCAGGAUAAUGAGCGCACGAUGAAUAGUAUCUUCACGGUCUAUCUCAAAAACACGAUCCUGCAACAACAGUGCAAGGACCUCCUAGAAUCGGAAAUGAAGAAGCUCUUCAAAGACAAGGAGCUAGAGGAGAAACUCAUCCCCGACUUUGCCGUGGGUUGCAAACGAGUUGUCCCCUCCGGGUUCCGAUAUCUGAAGACCCUCCAAAAGGACAACGUCACCAUCGUCCACGGCAGCGUCACCUCCUUCACCGAAUCCGGCUGCACCAGCACCAGCAACACCAACGACGAAGAGCAGCAGCACGAGGGAGACGUGAUCAUCUGCGCCACGGGAUUCAACACAUCCUACGUCCCUCGUUAUCCCGUAGUCGGCCCCUCUGCCCGCAACCUACAGACCGAACAAGCAGCCUCGAUCUCCGGCUACAUGGGUGUCGGCAUCCCAGAGUACCCCAACACCUUCACGAUGCUCGGACCCUGGACGCCCGUAUCCAACGGCCCCACGCUGAUCGCCAUCGAAGCCCAAGCAGAUUACAUCUGCUCAUUCAUAGACCGGUUCCAAACGGAGCCGAUCCACAGCAUGGCGCCCAAGAAGCGCGCAGGCGAGGACUUCAAAGCCCACGUGGCCUCCUUCAUGGAGAAAGCCGUAUGGACAGAUCGGUGCCGCAACUCACACAACGGCCACAAAAUUGGAGGACGAGUCCCCACGACGUGGCCCGGCAGUACAUUGCAUUACCUGGAGGCGCUGAGAGAGCCAAGGGCCGAUGAUUGGGACAUCGAGUAUACGGGGAAUCGGUUCUCGUGGCUGGGGAUCGGGGUUUCGCAGACGGAGUGGGAUCCGACGGCGGAUCUGGGGUAUUACAUUCGAGAGAAGGAUGACGGGGCGUGGGGGAGUCGGAGGAAACGUACCCUGCAGAUGGCGAAGACGGGGAGUUUGCCGCCGAGACAAUUGCAUAGACAGGCGAAGUUAGCGGCGGCCGGGGGUCAGACUCGGAGUAAUGGGGCUGCGGAGGGGACAGCGAAGGUGGAAUCCACAGUGGAGGUAGCGGAGCUUGUUGAAGAAGAGGGCAGUCCGAGGAAGAAGCCACGGAUUGUUGAGACUAUGGUCCCUGUGCAGGAUUCUUUGUGA
Messenger RNA from Aspergillus melleus, 1944 nucleotides. RefSeq names its product flavin-containing monooxygenase. The record is from RefSeq and is a predicted model, not a curated record. The coding region runs from base 1 to 1944 and encodes 647 amino acids. Gene Ontology annotation, molecular function: N,N-dimethylaniline monooxygenase activity; flavin adenine dinucleotide binding; NADP binding. The transcript is spliced from 3 exons. NCBI's taxonomy places the organism in Eukaryota, Fungi, Ascomycota, Eurotiomycetes, Eurotiales, Aspergillaceae.